UUUCCUGUCAAAAUCUUUUUGAACUUGAGAAAACGAUCAAAAAGAUCACUUCCAUCAAGCCACACAAUCCAAACCUCCGCACCACCACCCAGUAUUGUUGGCACUUGUCAUUCAAGUGUUUGAGGUCCUUCGGAGAGGAGGCAGCAUACCGGUAGCUACAAUCAGAUAGGGGAAUUCAAUCAUAGUACAGUUAUCCACGAAGUACCGGUAGACAAGUCGGUUUAGCAGAGUAGAGUACAAUAUACCUUUCGACAUCUACCAUACCAUUCCGAGUAUUAUCGUACCAUGACGGACACUGCUGCAAAAACAACAACAGAAGAUGUUGAUACAACGAUUACACCGUUGCCCGAUACGAUCAAGGGCAAGGCAGACUGGAGAAGCUUUCGUUCUUUCCAGCUGGCCAAUGGAGUGAGAUGCACUCUUGUCCACGACCCGGAAUCGAAAACAUUCGCAGCAGCCGCCGUGGCAGACACAGGUGCCGGUGCCGAUCCCCGUUCGAUGCCUGGUGUGGCCCAUUUCGUAGAGCACUGUUUGUUUUUGGGGUCCGAAAAGUACCCCGAUGAAAACGGCUACAAAUCCUUCUUGGCCGCCCACGGUGGUCGCAGCAAUGCAUCGACCAGUUUGCACACGACAACGUACAAAUUCGAAAUUUUAGCCGAGUUUGGAGAAGCCGCAUUGGAUCGCUUUGCCCAGUUCUUUGUGGCGCCGCUCUUUACGCGCAGUGGCACCGGGCGAGAAGUGCAAGCCGUCGACAGUGAAAACUCCAAAAACUUGACGGCAGACAAUCGCCGACGAUUGCAAAUGCUCAAGGGAUUGGCCGAUCCGACUCACUACUAUUCCAAAUUCACCACGGGAAACUCGGCCACCAUGCCCACGGCCAAUGACGAACAAUUGGAACAAUUGCGAGCCACGCUCUUGGCAUUUCACAAGAAACAUUACACUCCCGAUCGUCUCCUGGUCGUCGUGGCAGGACCACAGUCUCUCGACGAGUUGCAGGAAUACGUCGUGUCCAAAUUCUCACCCUUGCGUGCCCGAGAGUUUCCUUCUAACAUUGCGGAAAUGACAGAUGCCGAACGUCAAGUCCACGAGGCGGCACAAGAUUUACCCAACUAUUCGUUUUACAAACCAAUUCCUCCCUAUCGACCACCCUUUCAAUCCACAUUGCAAAAGGACUUUGGCGGUUGGCCGGCUCUACUCACCACACGGCCCUUGAAAUCACUCCGCAAACUCAGUCUCAUGUUUCAAGUGCCGUCGGACCGGGAACAUCCCGAUCAAAGUCCCGUGCAUGUCCUGAGUCAUUUACUCGGCCAUGAAGGGCCGGGGUCGUCUUUUGCCGUCUUGCAAAACCAUGGACUCCUCAGUAGUCUUGUCGCGGGGCCACGCACGUCGGGACCUGACUUUUGUCUCUUUCAAGUUGAAAUGAAUUUGACCGAACAGGGAGAAGAACGCUGGCAAGAAGUGGCCGACGUUAUUUUUGCCCAUUGUCGACUCUUGCAUCAGGCCGCACUGACAUGUCAGCAGCAAUCUACUACAGGUACUACGACAGAUACCGAACUCCAUCGCAUUUGGGGGGAAGUGGCCGCCCUGAGGAGAAUCUUUUUUGAUCAAACAUCGCCCGGUGGAGUCUACGAUUUUGCACCCGGGCUCGUUGGGUCGGUGUUGGUGAAUGGCACGGAAAAGUGCAUGAGCUCAGGGAGCAUGCUCAAUGAAUCGGCACAGACGUUGCCCUUGGAGGAUAUCAUCAAGUUUGCGGCACUCCUUGUUCCCAGCAAUUGUAUUAUCGAACGUUGCAGUCAUGCCGCCUGGGAUGCCAUGGAACAACAGCAUGGUGAUGAUGUAACAACAAAAAAGGAAAAUGGCAACAGCACCAUCAUCAAGGCCGAAAAGCAAAAAGAGCCAUGGUACGACAUUGGUUAUUACCUCGGCCAAAUCAAUCCCAAACAAAUUCAACAUUGGGAGGGGUCAAACGUAGAGGACAAUGGCGGCAAGUUGGCACGCAUCGAUCACAAUCUAUUGCAUCUGCCAAAACCCAAUCGAUACAUUCCAAGGUCGCUCGAACUGUGUCCUGAACUUCCAGAAGAAGCCAAAGCAGGGCCUCGCAUUGAAAAGGAGAUUGAUCCUCCCAAUCUGCUCAUCGACAACAAACUCGGUCGUCUCUUUCAUCGUUUGGAUGAUCGUUAUGCAUUGCCCAAGUCAUCGUUGACAUUGCUAUGGCGAAAUGCGGCCGUUGAAAACGACCUGGUAGAUGAUUCUUCUUGGGAGUACAGUGUCUCGUCAUCAGUCUACUCGUCGCUCCUCUCGGGGAUGUUUUCGGAGCACAUGGCACAAGACACGUACGACGCAGAACUGGCGGGGCUGUACUGGUCGUUAUCCAUGACAAGCUCGGGAAUAAAAUUGGCUUGUAGUGGAUUCUCGGAUCGUUUAGCGGACUUGGCAUUGGUGGUUUUGGAAGAAUUUGUCAGUGGGAAUGCAGUGAAAGAAGUGUAUUUGACAAACGCCCAAGACCGAGUGGUACGCAAUCUAGCUACCUAUUUUGCGUCGAGGCGCAGCGAUUCCAUUGCUGUUUACUAUCGAGAUCUGUUGAUUGCGGCCCACGCAUUGGGUAUCGACAGUUCCUUGGAAGUUGCCAAGACGGUUACACUGGAAUCUGCUCGUGAACAGCACAAAAAGCUAGUUGGGAAUCCGCAAGUUGAGGUGGACUGUCUCUAUUCGGGAAACGUCUCUGCAAAGGAUGCCAAAGUCUUUUUUGAAAAAGCCUCGAAGCUGAUCACGGAUGCAGGUCCAGCGCACAGACUGAACUUGGAAGAAGAAAAGCUCUGGAUUCCAGGUCCUUUGGAGUAUCAACUUCCAGCAGGCGACACGGCCUUGCACUUUCCUAGUAACAAUCCAAACGAAGAGAAUGGUGCCGUUCUUGUAACGUAUCAAUCAUCCGUUCCAGGCUACAAAGGCCCAAAUCUUUCUUCCCCUGACAGCUUGCACAGCUCAGCCUCCAUGCGAUUGCUGAGUCACAUCUUAAGGGAGCCUUUGUUUGAUGAACUGAGAACCAAGCAACAGUUGGGUUACAUUGUCCACUCGUACUACGACCUUGCCUUCUCGUCGAAGGCCCCAACCAAAGCUGGUUCGAAUGAGCCCUUGAUGACACCUGUAGAUUGCCUUGUCGUCAACGUGCUGAGUAAGAAAGUGGCCCCGGCGGAGGUUGCCAAGAGAAUUGAUGAAUUCUUGUUGGACUUUCGAACGACGUUGGAGAAUACCCCCGAUUCAGAGAUUUCGGACCAUGCCAAGGCGCUUUCAACAAAACUAUUGAAACCGAUUCAGAAAUUGGGAACCGAAGCAGGAUCACACUUUGGGAAAAUUAGAAGAUAUGGCCCUGAAAUCCUCAUGAGCGGUGGCAGCGACCGCGAUCUACCAUGGGACAAUUCCAGGGUCAUGGCCGCCGCAAUUCAAAAUCUGAAAAAAUCAGAUCUGGUCAAGACGUGGGACCGCCUCAUCCAACCCAAAACGAGAUCGCGAGUAACAUCACACGUCUAUGGAUCCACGUUUCCGCUUCCGCCAGAUCUGAGCAAGGCAACGUCUUCGAGGAAGAUUGUCAACAGCGUGGAGGAUCUGGUCAAGCUUCGCUCCAAGUUGAAUCGGUACCAAGAAGGUGCGACUAGCCAGGGCUUCACGAGUCAGUUCCUCAACCGAUUGUCUUCGAACAAAGCGUACGCUGGUGCUGCGGCUGUGGCUAUCUUUGGUGUUGGGUACAUUGGAUUUUCAAUGCUCAACAAAAGCAAACGAGUUGGCAAAUAAUUGUUUAAACUUCAAUUUUGUUCCGACCGCUUUCUGCGCUUAGCCCAGCCCGGUUUCUGUGCUUUUCUUGUAUCACACUUCGGGCAAAUUGUCGUCGAAUGAUGCGGCUUCGGUCAUUCAUUGUUGUUAGCCGCGGUCAGAGAAAUCUGACUUCAUUAGUUCUCGGGCCAAAAGUCGCCGUCUCUGAGGUCCUCCCUCCAUGGUGCUUUUAUCGGAUCAGCUAUCUCUUCUCAAACCAACGGCGUGCUCUCAUUGCCCCCCUGCGAAUUAUUGUCGGACUCGUCCUUGGGUGCAGCCCCCGCCCCUCGUCCCGCUAGAUGAUACAAAAGCCAGAUUGCGCUCAGAACCAGACCAAGGCAACUCAUGCAAAACGCCACAAGAUGGGCUCCCAUAUGCAAUUGGUCUUGGAGGAACCCAGCAGCGUAGGCCGAUGUUGCCUCAAACAAAAGUGCCAAAGCAAAAUCAACUGACAGAACUCGACCCAUCAUCUCAUCAGAUGAAAACUUUUGCAAAAGAAUAGAAGACAAAAUCCAAUUCACGGAUGCGCCUCCUGCACGGACAAGUGUGAAGAAACAUAUGCACCAAAAUGGUUCAAAAAAGGCAAUGCCCCCAAAUCCAAGUGCCGAAAUCGCGAGAGAUACAAUACACAUUUUCUGAAUUGAUGUUGGAUGUUUCAUGUCGACAAGCCGAUCUGCCAUUAAGGGGAACAAAAAGCAGCCAAAACCCAUGCAGGCAAACAGCACACCCAAUCGUGUGGAUGUAUAGGGAUCGUCCAUCCCAUUGGGCUCCGAGAAGCUGACAUUCAAGACAUCACUGGCACCAACUGAAACACAGUUGGAUGCCUUCAACAAGACCAAAGCUCCAAAGAAGGAUGUCCUCAGGUAAUUGAAACCGUCCACAGCCAUGCCCUUGAUUUGACCCAAAACCGUCAAAUGUUUCUCCGCAUCCGAUGCAACAUUCCAAGUGCCCCCAACAAGGUACAUGAGGAAGGCCGAUAAUAGGUAGGUGCAAGAGUCCAAGACUUUUGCCAUUUGCGGUCAGUUAGGGUAUUCUCGUAGGCAGCAGUCUGGAACCACAUUUGAUGCAGCAGCACAACAUAACUUACAGAAGCAUGCACGAAAACCCAGGUAUGUUAGCACAACGCCUCCCAAUGCGCUACCGACUGCCGCAAACAAGGACCACGACAGUCCCUGAAUUGUUGUUGCCUUUUUGAGAUAAUUGUCCGAUUGAGGCAUGUCGGCCACCAUCAAAGGUAGGAUUGCGGACACACAUGGUUCGUACAAUCCUGAUAUUGUUUGCUGCAAAAUGGUGACCAGAUAAAUUAUCAGAAUGGACCUGUAGUACAUGGCCACUAGAAAGAAAAGGGGGCAGAUGGACCCCAAAAUAUCCAGGAGAAUCAUAGUCUUCCGUCGAUCAGCUCCAUCCGCUAGAAUGCCACCAAAGGGACUUAAGAAAACGUUUGGAAGCAGCCGUACCACCACCAAGAUACUAAUGGUAGUCCUAGAUGUGGUCCCCGUGUCAGUCAGAAACUCCUCCGCCAAUGCAAUAGAGGCAAUGUAGGUAAGCCACUCACCCAUGUGCGUGAUUAUGAAUGAGCAAAUAUAGAGUCGAAAAGCACGGUUUUUCUUCAUCAGAUUCCAGUAGGUCGCCUCCUCUUCCACUUUUUUGGGUUUCCCCAAUUUGUGGACGCUCUCGCUGCCAUUCUCCGUCGACCCAUAGCCAUUGCCAUUGGUUGUGCCGUAGCCUUUAUCAGAAGGCGUCGUGCCAUUGCCUGUUAGCCCGUGGCCAUUGGUUGUGCCAUCGACUUCUUCAGAAGACGCCAUUGCCACUAACUUUGAAUAGUUCGUUGACUCCGGGGGUUUCGCGUUUCGCAGCCCACUUCCCAGAAAUCUUUCCAAUUUAGCCUUAAAAUUGGUAUCC
Seminavis robusta is the source of this 5709-nucleotide messenger RNA. The record is from the annotation of a GenBank genome assembly. NCBI's taxonomy places the organism in Eukaryota, Bacillariophyta, Bacillariophyceae, Naviculales, Naviculaceae.